Molecule: messenger RNA, 2368 nt
Organism: Oxyura jamaicensis (ruddy duck)
Lineage: Eukaryota; Metazoa; Chordata; Aves; Anseriformes; Anatidae
Product: smoothened homolog
Exons: 12
Coding region: 1-2307 (768 amino acids)
Biological process (GO): commissural neuron axon guidance; positive regulation of smoothened signaling pathway; central nervous system development
Cellular component (GO): cilium; plasma membrane; dendrite
Molecular function (GO): transmembrane signaling receptor activity; patched binding
Source: RefSeq, a predicted model, not a curated record
AUGCGCAAGGAGCGGCUGUGGACCUCCUCCGGCAGCACCGUGAGGAUCUCCAGCAGGAAGGGCAGCGACGUGACGUCGGUGCUGUACCUGCGAGGAGGGGACGGACGAGGGGUGGUGACGGUGCCGUCCCCCGCAGGCCUGCGCAACGCCCCGCGCUGCUGGGACGUCAUCCAGCCGCUGCUGUGCGCCGUCUACAUGCCCAAGUGCGAGGACGGGCAGGUGGAGCUGCCCAGCCAGACCCUCUGCCAGGCCACCCGCGCGCCCUGCACCAUCGUGGAGCGCGAGCGCGGCUGGCCCGACUUCCUCAAGUGCACGCCCGACCGAUUCCCCGAGGGCUGCCCGAACGAGGUGCAGAACAUCAAGUUCAACAGCUCGGGGCAGUGCGAGGCGCCGCUGGUGCGGACGGACAACCCCAAGAGCUGGUACGAGGACGUGGAGGGCUGCGGGAUCCAGUGCCAGAACCCGCUCUUCACCGAGAGGGAGCACCGCGAGAUGCACGUCUACAUCGCCGCCUUCAGCUCCGUCACCAUCUUCUGCACCUUCUUCACCCUGGCCACGUUUGUCGCCGACUGGAGGAACUCCAACCGCUACCCCGCCGUCAUCCUCUUCUACGUCAACGCCUGCUUCUUCGUGGGCAGCAUCGGCUGGCUGGCGCAGUUCAUGGACGGCGCCCGCGACGAGAUCGUGUGCCGCGCCGACGGCACCAUGCGCCUGGGGGAGCCCACCUCCAACGAGACGCUGUCCUGCGUCAUCAUCUUCGUCAUCGUCUACUACUCGCUGAUGUCGGGCGUCAUCUGGUUCGUCAUGCUGACCUACGCCUGGCACACCUCCUUCAAGGCGCUGGGCACCACCUACCAGCCGCUGCUGGGCAAGACCUCCUACUUCCACCUCAUCACCUGGUCCAUCCCCUUCGUCCUCACCGUCGCCAUCCUGGCCGUGGCACAGGUGGACGGCGACUCCGUCAGCGGCAUCUGCUUCGUGGGGUACAAGAACUACCGGUACCGCGCCGGCUUCGUCCUGGCGCCCAUCGGGCUCGUCCUCAUCGUGGGGGGCUAUUUCCUCAUCCGGGGGGUCAUGACGCUCUUCUCCAUCAAGAGCAACCACCCGGGGCUGCUGAGCGAGAAGGCGGCCAGCAAGAUCAACGAGACCAUGCUGCGGCUGGGCAUCUUCGGCUUCUUGGCCUUCGGCUUCGUCUUCAUCACCUUCGGCUGCCACUUCUACGACUUCUUCAACCAGGCGGAGUGGGAGCGCAGCUUUCGGGAAUACGUCCUGUGCGAGGCCAACGUCACCAUCGCCACGCAGACCAACAAGCCCAUCCCGGAGUGCGAGAUCAAGAACCGGCCGAGCCUCCUGGUGGAGAAGAUCAACCUCUUCGCCAUGUUCGGCACCGGCGUCUCCAUGAGCACCUGGGUCUGGACCAAGGCCACCCUGCUCAUCUGGAAGCGCACCUGGUGCAGGCUGACGGGGCAGAGCGACGACCAGCCCAAGAGGAUCAAGAAGAGCAAGAUGAUCGCCAAAGCCUUCUCCAAGCGCAAGGAGCUGCUGCGCGACCCGGGCCAGGAGCUGUCCUUCAGCAUGCACACGGUCUCGCACGACGGCCCCGUGGCCGGUUUAGCGUUUGACAUCAACGAGCCAUCGGCCGACGUGUCCUCGGCGUGGGCCCAGCACGUCACCAAGAUGGUGGCCAGGAGAGGGGCCAUCCUGCCCCAGGACGUCUCCGUGACACCCGUGGCUUCGCCUGUGCCGCCGGAGGAGAGGGCCAACCUCUGGGUGGUGGAGGCCGACGUCUCCCCGGAGCUGCAGAAGCGCAGCCGCAAGAAGAAGCGGAGGAAGAAGAAGAAGGACGAGGUGUGCCCGGGCCCCGAGCGCUGCGCUGGGGGCUCCGCGGACCCCCCGGCCUCCAGCAGCGCCGUGCCUCGCCUGCCCCGGCUGCCCCUCCAGCCCUGCCUGGUGGCCGUGCCCCGCCGUGGUGGGGACGCCUUCGUCCCCACCGUCCUCCCGGGGCUCGCAGCCGGCCGGCCCGAAGGCAGCAUCGCCGGGGGGCCGUGGGACGGGCGCAGCCGCAGAGCCGUUGUCCCCCACCUCAUCAGCAACCCCUUCUGCCCUGAGAGCGGGUCCCCGGAGGACGAGAGCCCCGGCCCCAGCGGCGGGGGCUGGCAGCACAACGGGGGUCCCCGCUGGCCCCCCGAGGCCCUGCCCAAUGGCGGGGGGACGAGGACUUGGGGCCGACGCGCCGGCUUGGCCCCCAUCCACUCUCGGACCAACCUGGUGGACGCGGAGCUGCUGGACGCCGACUCGGACUUCUGAGCCCGGCAAGGACGCUGCGAGGGGCUCGUGGGGACGAUGGUGUCCGCGUGGGGACAGCCUC